This is a messenger RNA of Scophthalmus maximus (turbot), 2804 nucleotides long. It is a transcript of the gene tktb, whose product is annotated as transketolase b. The coding region runs from base 139 to 2019 and encodes 626 amino acids. NCBI's taxonomy places the organism in Eukaryota, Metazoa, Chordata, Actinopteri, Pleuronectiformes, Scophthalmidae. Gene Ontology annotation, molecular function: transketolase activity; thiamine pyrophosphate binding. The record is from RefSeq and is a predicted model, not a curated record. The transcript is spliced from 14 exons.
UUCGAGUGUGUUCUCACCGGACUGCUCUGUGAACGGCGUGGCGCAGCGACCAGCACCAGGAAGCAGACUUGACUUAAGAGCCCAUUAACUUCUCUCAGCACACAAAAAGAAUUAAAAAAAAAAAAGAAUCCAGAAAGCAUGUCUAGCUACCACAAGCCCGACGAGAAAACCCUGCAGGGGCUGAAGGACGUCGCCAACAAGCUGCGGAUCCACUCCAUCAAGGCUACGUGCGCCUCCAACUCCGGUCACCCGACAUCAUGCUGCAGUGCAGCCGAGCUCAUGUCUGUGCUCUUCUUCCACACCAUGCGCUACAAAGCCGACGAUCCUCGCAACCAGUGCAACGAUCGUUUUGUGCUCUCAAAGGGCCACGCUGCACCUAUCCUGUAUGCUGCCUGGGCAGAAGCAGGUUUUGUGAAGGAGUCUGAUCUGCUCAACCUGCGCAAGAUUGAUUGCGACCUGGAGGGGCAUCCUACACCAAAACUGGAUUUUGUAGAUGUGGCAACAGGCUCUCUGGGACAGGGUCUCGGGGCUGCCUGUGGGAUGGCCUACACUGGCAAAAACUUCGACAAAUCCAGUUACCGCGUAUACUGCAUGCUGGGUGACGGAGAAUGUUCAGAGGGUUCCGUGUGGGAGGCCAUGGCCUUUGCCUCCUACUACAAGCUGGACAACCUGGUGGCCAUCAUGGACAUCAACCGGCUAGGUCAGAGCGAGGCUGCGCCCCUGAAGCACGACAUGGAGGUCUACCGCAAACGCUGUGAAGCUUUUGGGUGGAACACUUAUGUUGUGGAUGGACACGAUGUGGAGGAGCUGUGCAAAGCGCUCUGGCAGGCUCAGCAGGUCAAGGGCAAACCCACUUGCAUUGUAGCCAAGACUUUCAAGGGCAAAGGACUCAAAAAUAUUGAGGAUCUUGAUAACUGGCAUGGAAAGCCCAUCCCCAAGGAUAAAGUCGACAACAUCCUGAAAGAUCUAAAUGCUCAGAUCCAGGUCCCCAACAAGACCCUUUGCCCCGAACUCCCCAAUGAUGACACGGCACCUGCAGACCUCAGCAUCAUCUCCCUACCCUCACCCCCAGCCUACAAAAAAGGAGACAAGAUGGCGACAAGGCGAGCAUACGGUGUAGCUCUAGCCAAGCUGGGCGAGGCGAGCCAGAGAGUGGUGGCUCUUGAUGGAGACACCAAGAACUCCACCUUCUCGGAGACCUUCAAGAAGGCCUUCCCUGACCGUUACAUCGAGUGUUUCAUCGCCGAACAGAACAUGGUCGGAGUGGCCAUUGGCUGCGCCACCCGUGACCGCACGGUCGCAUUCGCCAGCACAUUUGCCGCCUUCCUGUCUAGAGCCUAUGACCAGAUCCGCAUGGGAGCCAUCUCUCAGUCGAACGUCAACCUGGUGGGAUCCCACUGUGGAAUCUCCAUCGGUGAGGAUGGUCCUUCCCAGAUGGCCCUGGAGGACUUGGCCAUGUUCCGUGCCAUCCCAACAUGCACUGUGUUUUACCCCAGUGACGCAGUGUCCACGGAGAGGGCUGUCGAGCUAUCGGCCAACACAAAGGGUAUCUGUUUCAUCCGUACCAGUAGACCAGAGACCGCAGUCCUCUACUCUCCAGAUGAGAAGUUUGAAGUGGGUGUAGCCAAGGUGGUGCGGCAGUCUGACAAUGAUCAGGUGACUGUGAUUGGAGCUGGUAUUACUCUCCACGAGGCCCUUGCUGCUGCUGACAUGCUGGCCAGUGAAGGAAAGAACAUCCGAGUGAUUGACCCGUUCACCAUCAAGCCUCUGGAUGCUGCUACCAUUCUUUCCAGUGCCAGAGCCACAGGUGGUCAAAUCAUCACCGUGGAGGACCACUACAAGGAGGGUGGUCUUGGUGAGGCAGUGCUGGCAGCAGUGGGCGCGGAGCCCGGCAUCAUUGUGAACAGACUGGCCGUCUCCGGCGUUCCCCGCAGUGGAAAGCCCACUGAGCUGCUGGACCUGUUUGGCAUAAGCGCCAAGCACAUUGCUAAGGCCGUGCGUCAGACCUUUGCAAACUAAGCGAUGCUCCGGAUCUCCCACUUGUUGCUCUGUUGAGUCGCACCCAACCUUCUGCCUAACUUAACAGCUCCCUGGCAUGUUCACACGAGGACCAUUGACUUCUGUGCUCAAAUACCAUCUUGUAGCUUUGACUCAAGUGCAGUGCAUCAUUGACACAGCUGAAGUGAUGGAGGGAUGGCCGCAAAGUGUGGUCAGAGCCUUUAGUGUUAAUAAUAUUCCUUUCUGUAAGGACCUACUAGUAACCUCUUACCAGGUUCUGCUCAUCCUGCGACAGCAUUCCUUUCUCGUUUCCUGUAUGCUUGAAUUGGCUCAGACAAAAGCUUCGCAGAAUACUGUAAAUGUGGUAUGCCAACAGUUGGAUUCAAAAUCCCAUCAUACCAGCAAUCUGUCCACGUUCGGAACCUUCCUGAACUGUCAGGCCACAACUACUGUUGCGUUAGGUCUUUUCUUUUCCAUAUUCUCAAUCUCCAUGCCUCAUGUCCUUUUCACUUGUCUUACAUUCCAUCUUUUUUUUUUCUCAGAGCAGUUACUGUUUGUCACAUCUAAUGUACUAGAUUACUUUUGUAGCUGUGUUCAGCUACAGUUGUAAAUGCUUUGGCUGAGUACCAGAACUGUUCUUCAAAGACCCAGUGUGAAAAGUUGAACCAGUUUAAAUCUGGACAGUUUUAUCAUUCCUCUCGCAGUUCCUGACCACAUGGGCAAUCACAGUAUUACUUGCAUUUCAGGUCACCUGUCGUCCUGUUCAUUUCUGUGAUGUGCUGAAAUAAAAAUAAUUGACCCAAAAA